AUGGGCAGCCUCCCAAUUACGUUGCCACGGUCCGGAGAGUUCACUGCGCUUGAGAGCCUUCACCUGGAAUCGUGCUGCAUCGACCUUGGUGCCCUGCUCUCUCUCUGCCUGUGUCUGCGCAUCCUGAACAUCCUGAACAUCAAUAAUUUCAGACAUGUUAACACUAUGAUUGUUCAGUCGCCGUUGCUUGAGGAGUUGGGCUUGAAGAUAAAUAAUCAUGACAUCUACUGCAUUGGCAUUGCGGCCCCAGUGCUUAAGGAGGUGACACUGGAGGUAGAUAUUGCCAAAGGCUUCAGUUUGUCCUUCUUGGCCCCAAUGGUGAAGAAACUCAGAUGGGGUUGCUCUUAUUCGUACGUUUCUGUUGGGUUCGGCCAGAUAUGGCGCCUUCUGAGCAUAAAGGAGCGUGAGCUAGAUGAUUUCCAUGUCGUCUCGCUGAUCAUAAUGAGUUCUGCUAAUCCAAAUGGUCUUCUGGAUGCAGAAUGGAGCAUUACACAAGUGAUAGCUCAUCUUCCAGUGACUGCUUUUUCUGUUUUAGAGUUGGAUCUCGAAACAGAGAGGCAUACUUUUGGACCAAUGAUGUUGUGUCUGCUUCGGAUUCAACCAACUAUGCAAAAGCUUAAGGUGGUCCUAGCACGUGACAAGGUACGAGUGCCCUGCCCAGUAAACUGUCCUUGUGAACAUCCUAUCAACUGGAGAAGUGAGGAUGUCUCUUUGGCUAAUCUUGAAGUCGUUGAAAUUCAUGGCUUGCAAGGAGAAGAUGAUGAAGUUGAUUUCCUAAAAAUCAUACUCCAAUGUGCAACAGUGCUUCAGAGAUUGACAAUGACUAUUUCUGAUGACGUCUCACCAAGUAACAAUGGCUACAAGAAGAUCUGUAGCAUUAUGAAGGAGCAUCCUGAUGUGGAAUGCCAUAUUAUGGCAUCCAGUUCUGAGGGGGUUCUUUAUCCAUGA
Molecule: messenger RNA, 948 nt
Organism: Miscanthus lutarioriparius
Lineage: Eukaryota; Viridiplantae; Streptophyta; Magnoliopsida; Poales; Poaceae
Source: the annotation of a GenBank genome assembly